Folsomia candida is the source of this 2390-nucleotide messenger RNA. RefSeq names its product beta-galactosidase-1-like protein 2. NCBI's taxonomy places the organism in Eukaryota, Metazoa, Arthropoda, Collembola, Entomobryomorpha, Isotomidae. Gene Ontology annotation, cellular component: vacuole. The coding region runs from base 143 to 2182 and encodes 679 amino acids. The transcript is spliced from 14 exons. Gene Ontology annotation, biological process: carbohydrate metabolic process. Gene Ontology annotation, molecular function: beta-galactosidase activity. The record is from RefSeq and is a predicted model, not a curated record.
CCAUACCUUUUCAGCCAGUUCUCGAGUACAAACACCUUUUGCCUAAACUUUAUUAACACCAAGUUUAGUGUUCAAUUAGCUUUGCUGUGGCACUGUUGUUUUGACUUGUUCAUCCAGUGCGAGCUACAUUUUGUUGUGCAAAAUGCAUUCCAGAAUAAUUAUCUGGACAAUGGCCAUGCUCAUGGUCUCGUCAGUUUGGGGUGAGCAAGAACCUCCAACGCUUUACGAGUACUUUGCGAGUCCCAAUGGCGAAAACGUUACCGGACUUGUUGCAGAGAUAGAUGGGUUCAAACUGAAUGCGAGACCACUCCGAAUUAUUAGUGGAGCAAUGCAUUACUUUCGUAUCCAUCCAGCACUUUGGAGAGAUCGUCUUCGGAAACUACGAGCGUCUGGUGCCAACACGGUAGAAACGUACGUAGCAUGGAAUCUUCACGAGCCGAGGAAGGACGAAUGGGACUUUGGAACGGGGGAGAAUGAUAACUCAGUCUUCCUCGAUAUUCGGACAUAUAUCCAAAUGGCGAAACAGGAAGACUUGUUGGUCCUCUUGAGGCCGGGUCCGUAUAUUUGCUCGGAAUUCGAGUUUGGUGGGAUGCCCAGUUACCUGCUCCGAGACCCCGACAUGAGGGUGCGCACUGCUUACCAACCGUAUCUCGAUCGUGUCAAGGUUUAUUUAGAUAACCUUCUUCCACUUGUUGCUGAUCUCCAAUUCACUCGAGGUGGACCCAUUAUUGGGCUGCAGUUGGAGAACGAAUAUGCCUCAUUCGAUCAAAUAGAGCUCGAAUAUUUGGAAUUUCUUCAGCAAACAUACUGGGACAAUGGAAUUGAUUCUCUUCUCUUCACGUCUGACGGGGCAUGGAAUGGUGACAAGGGGAGCUUGCCAGGAGUUCUUAAAACUGCGAAUUUUGGUGGUGAUGCCGAAACAAGUUUUAAUGAUCUUCUCGCCUUCCAACCCGAUAAGCCAGUCAUGUGCAUGGAGUUUUGGUGUGGAUGGUUUGACCAUUGGUUCGAAAACCACAGCACAACCACGGCUGAUGAGGUUGCGGAAAUUCUAGAAGUUAUUCUUGGCCCAGUGUUCAAGGGUUCUGUCAAUAUCUACAUGUUUCAUGGAGGCACUAAUUUCGGGUUUAAUGCAGGAGCAAACCAUAUUCCUGAAUACGCACCGGACAUUACAAGUUAUGACUAUGACGGACCACUUUCGGAAGCUGGAGACUACACCCCAAAAUACUAUCGCAUCAUGGAGGCAUUUGCCCGAUACCAAAUCCCAGUGUUGAAACGACCUCCGCUGCCUUUGCAAAGUCGGAAGUUUGCUUAUCCCACCCUUCCAGUCCAAACCUAUCUGUUGUACUCGGAUAUUCUGGAAAAGGCCCCAGCUUCCAACAAGUUCCAAAUACAGGACAGAAUUUCAAUGGAAAACUUUCCAAUAAACGAAGGUUCCGGACAGAGUCAGGGGUACGUCCUGUACAGGAAGGCAGUCAAUAUCAUGGGGAGCGAUGUUACCCGUUUUUCAGCCGGUCGUGUUCGUGACUUUGGUCUUCUCAUCGUGGACGAUGAACUGCAACCUUUUCCCCGAGAUGAAAAUGGCACGGUGCAAUAUUGGCUAAACUCUGUGCAAGAAUACGACCUCACGCUGGCCGAGGGGGAACACACCCUUGACCUCUUAAUUGAAAACAUGGGUCGUGUCAACUUCGGCGCGCUUUGGAGUUUCGAUCAGCAUAAAGGACUUGCAGGAAAUCGAACCGAAGUGGAAUACUAUCACUUGAAUGGGGAAGAAAUCAGAGACAUCGACGUGGUUUCACUGGAAUUUAAGUCGUCCUGGGUUAAAAAUUUGACUGGAUGGAGGACGAAUGAUGGCGCAGUCCCACUUAAAGCCCCCGUUCUUGUCCAAUCCUCCUUCGUGAUUGAUGGGCAACCUUCGGACACGUUCGUGGACAUGAGUGGCUGGAGCAAGGGCAUCGUUUUCAUCAAUGGUUUCAAUUUGGGAAGAUAUUUCAAUGUCGGACCACAGCAAACGCUGUAUGUACCUGCACCAUUCUUACGAUUUGGUGAAAACACGAUAACGAUUUUUGAACAACUGCAACCUCACGAUGAAAUCAAGUUUUCAGCAACUCCCAAUCUGGGGCCUACAGCAGUGAGGAAAUUUGGACAAUACGGACCGUUACAUUUAACUCAGAGGGGACACUAGUUCACUUUUGUUAAUUAUUAUCCAGCACUUUUUUUCCCUAAAUUAUUCUAUAAAUUACUGAGCAUAAAGCAAUAAAUAUUCCUACUUAAUUGUGAAAAUGGGACGCUAUUUCAAUCUAUAAACUGAAAUUAUCCCAUUCUCGCCAUAUUUUGGGCUCCUUCUGGGGUGCUUGAUUUUAAGAGCAAUAAAAAUUGACUUAUUUUUGGUA